CUAUAAAUCAGCUAUUAAAACGUUUCUGCAUUAGCAUUUCAGCUGAAUAGAUUCAGUGUUGCAACAGAAAAUGUUUGAGGGGGUUUGAUUAGAAACUGAUUAAAAUGAAAAGUAAAACUGUUCUUAUAAGAACAAAACCACGCCUGUAAUUUAUUGGCCCUUCGUUCUGAUCUUUGGCCCUCGGAGUUGACAGAGAAGAAAGGAGCCACUAAAAGGAUGGCUCACAUACCACAAAGGUUAUCUUUAAAACCUUUCUUUGCUGAACUCAUGUUUGGCUUCAUUCUCCUGGUUGACAGCUGCAAAGGUCAGUCCCUGCAGACGGAGCGUCCUCGGCUCGUUGCAGCGAUGCUCGGUGAUGACGUGGUUCUACCGUGUCACCUGGGAGGUUCUGUGAACCCCGAUGAGUUGGUGCUGGAAUGGGGGAGACUGGACCUGAACCCCAGAUUUGUGUUCAUGUGGUUUGAAGGGAGUGAAAAUGUAAAUGAAAAAAACACGGCCUACAAGGGAAGAACGUCUCUGUUCACAGACAGACUGAAAGACGGAGACGUUUCUCUGAGACUGACGGCAGUAAAACACUCUGACAACGGGAGAUUCAGAUGCUACAACCCAAAAGAGAUGAAAGCAGAUUCAGUCGACCUGCUUGUUGGCUCCGCCUCCUCACCUGGUGCCAGUUUAUCUGGACUGGAUGUCAGCAGCAGUGGAGUGAUGCUGGACUGCAGCGCUGCAGGCUGGUAUCCAGAACCUGAGAUGUUCUGGCUGGACGGAGACGGAAACAUCAUGUCUGCUGGAGCUGCAGAGAAAAGCACAGAUCCUGAUGGUGUUUACACUGUUAGCAGCAGAGUGACUGUAGAGAAGAGAAACAACAACAACUUUACCUGCAGAGUCCAGCAGAGAGACAUCAACCAGAGCAGAGAGACACACAUUCAUGUUCCAGAUGAUUUCUUCAUCAAUGAGAGCAGCUGCUCCGUUUCUAUCAGCUUCAAUGUCAUUUUAGUCGUCAUGGUUGUUCUUGGAGUCGCUUUUAUUAUUUGGAUGAAGAAACAAAACAAAAAGGUAAAGAAGUUAAAGAAAAUCAGUGAAGAGCAAAUGAAGCUCAUUCCAGCAGCAAGACUGGAGGAGGAGCUAGAAAAAAGAAACAAGGAUCAGAAAAUCAUUGAUCAGCAGAUUAAAUCACUAACAGAGAUGUUAGAGGAACUGAAGGAGCAGAAAAAACAACUUACUGAUCAAAUGGAGGAGGCAGAUAAAAUGAUUGAGGAGGAUGAGAAGAAGUUUAAGGCUGUUGAUGAUGAAGUAACAAACCAGACGGGGAACAUGAUAGAAAAAAAAGCACAAGGAUAUUUAAAACUGAAGGGAAUGAUAACAGAGAGUCGAGAGAAACUGGUACAGAGAAAGAAAGAUCAUCAAAAGGUCGGAUUUAUCACAGAUAAACUGAUAAAAAGAACAAAUGAUGAAAUUAACAAGCUGGAGGAGAGAAAACAGGAGAUAGAAAACCAUGUAAAGAAAAUACAAAAACAACUUGAUGAAAAGGAAACUUAGAAGUAAUUCAUGUUCAGAAAAAGAAAAGCAAAACUUUGUAAAAACUUUGUAAUAUUUUGUUGUCAUAAUUCUUAGUGACUAAAAUUUGAUACA
Molecule: messenger RNA, 1629 nt
Organism: Poecilia latipinna (sailfin molly)
Lineage: Eukaryota; Metazoa; Chordata; Actinopteri; Cyprinodontiformes; Poeciliidae
Product: butyrophilin subfamily 2 member A1-like
Exons: 6
Coding region: 217-1536 (439 amino acids)
Biological process (GO): regulation of cytokine production; T cell receptor signaling pathway
Cellular component (GO): external side of plasma membrane
Molecular function (GO): signaling receptor binding
Source: RefSeq, a predicted model, not a curated record